Molecule: messenger RNA, 933 nt
Organism: Lindgomyces ingoldianus
Lineage: Eukaryota; Fungi; Ascomycota; Dothideomycetes; Pleosporales; Lindgomycetaceae
Product: 3-oxo-5-alpha-steroid 4-dehydrogenase-like protein
Exons: 2
Coding region: 1-933 (310 amino acids)
Biological process (GO): polyprenol catabolic process; dolichol-linked oligosaccharide biosynthetic process
Cellular component (GO): endoplasmic reticulum
Molecular function (GO): 3-oxo-5-alpha-steroid 4-dehydrogenase activity
Source: RefSeq, a predicted model, not a curated record
AUGGCAAACGUCGUCGCACGACUCCUCGAUCCUGUCGCUCUGUUGCGCACCUUCUUUCUCGCCGCAUCCGCUCUUAUCCUCUUCAUCCAGGCCGUGCCACCACUGAAAUGCCGCUUUCUAGCAUACGGCUCUCGUGCCACCCACCAAACAUCUGAUGAGCCACCGCAGUCGUCACAGAAACCCCGCACCCAGUCUGUGGACCAAUUCCUCGACGACCUGGCCAGCUUCCGCAUCCCGCAUAACUACUUCACACAUUUCUACAUAUUGUCUGUGCUAUGCUCGCUGUUUUGGGGCUAUCAGCUGUGGCCGUUGAUUGGUCUUACCCCGUGGCGAACCGUAGAUGCCACUGUCAAGGCGGUGGGGAAGGUGCAAAUCGUCUGGUUCCUCAUGCUGCUCCAGGGCACUCGUCGGCUUCUGGAAUCAUAUUUAUACACCUCGAAAAGCAAGAGUCAGAUGUGGAUCGGGCACUACAUCCUCGGUCUAGUGUUCUAUCUCACUGUGAAUGUGGCCAUCUGGAUUGAAAUCACAAAUACACUUCGGAACGGACGCCGCGCUUCAGAUCCAACAUUCGAGCGGAAACUGCCUUUUCUUACUUCCGCCAUUCUUCUAGCGCAUGCAGGGCAGCACGUGUACCAUUCAUACCUCUACCGUCUGCGUACUGAAAGUGUGGGCCCGACAUACAAGCUGCCAUCUCAUCCCCUUUUCCCAAACCUUCUCUGCCCUCACUACACUUGUGAGGUGGUUAUCUAUCUUCUUCUGUCGUUUCUAGCAGCUCCAGAAGGCCGACUUGUGAACUGGACUCUGGCCUCCGCAACGGUUUUCGUUGCUGUCAAUUUGGGUGUCACUGCUGGUGCAACAAAACACUGGUAUGCUGAGCGUUUUGGGGCGGAAAUGGUCAAGGGGAGAAAGCGAAUGAUUCCUUGGAUCUGGUGA